UUUAGAAAACAACAUUCUAACGCAAUACCUUUUCACUGUUCAUCGUCUCUCGAAUCUCAUUCUCAGGCAACAAAGCAAAGAGCGAAAAAAAAAAAAUCUCUUUCGCACCAAAAAGGGGGGUGGAGAGACUGUUCUUGAGGAGCUUUAAUGGCGGAGAAACCCCAACCGGUGCGCGUUUUGUACUGUCCGGUCUGCAGUUUACCGGCGGAGUAUUGCGAAUUUGGACCCGAUUUCGAAAAAUGCAAGCCCUGGUUGAUCCAAAAUGCUCCCGACCUUUAUCCCGACCUCCUCAAAGAGGCCAAUGCCAAGGAAGCUGGUGAAGUUUCUAAUCAACUGCAGUCGACCAGUAUAUCAUCUGCUGCUGGCGAUGGAGCCGCCUCUUCAGCAUCUAAGCAAGAGGAAGUGAAACGUCUUCCUGGUGGCAAGAUAAAGAAAAAAGAUAAGCAAGAAGUUAUUAUUGAGAAGGUUACACGAAAUAAGAGAAAGUGCAUUACAACUGUAAAAGGGUUAGACCUAUUUGGAGUUAAACUAAGUGAUGCUUCGAAGAAACUUGGGAAAAAGUUUGCUACCGGUGCCUCUGUGGUUAAGGGGCCAACUGAGAAAGAGCAAAUUGAUGUUCAAGGGGACAUAUCCUAUGACAUUGUGGAUUUCAUCACCGAAACUUGGCCUGAUGUCCCAGAAACUGCAAUUUUCUUCAUCGAAGAUGGGAAAAAGGUUCCUGCUGCUUGACAACGAAAUCAUGGCAAACAAAUAAUAUGUGGACUUAUGUGCAUCCUUUUCUCCCUACUUGUGCGAGUCCUUUUAAGAUUCCACAAGUAAGUGGCCAUUACAGCUUUUUUUGUUAAAGUUCCAAAAACCUAUGUAUUGGAUCACGAGACUUUUUGUCCCGCUUUCUUCAAUCCUUGUAGCCUUUUCUUCAAUCCUUGUAGCCUUUUCUCAGGAGAUGAGCUUUAUUGAUUUUGGCCUUUUUUUAUCAAGAAAAGAAAAAGAAGAAAAAAAAAAAAAACUCAGUCAAACUCUGUUCUAACUUAUGGGUGUUUUGUAUAGAGGGCUAUAUCUCGAUAUUGUAUUUUUUUCCUACACUUUACAGAAAUAACUUCAGACACGUGUCUCUCCAUAUUUCCUCCCCA
Molecule: messenger RNA, 1130 nt
Organism: Benincasa hispida (wax gourd)
Lineage: Eukaryota; Viridiplantae; Streptophyta; Magnoliopsida; Cucurbitales; Cucurbitaceae
Product: Translation initiation factor SUI1 family protein
Biological process (GO): translation reinitiation; formation of translation preinitiation complex
Molecular function (GO): mRNA binding; translation initiation factor activity
Source: RefSeq, a predicted model, not a curated record